AGGGGGGACAGGCCGGCGGAGGAAACGACCAGCAGCGGCUGAAGCAGCGGAGGAGGAGGAGGAGGAGGUUCACCUUCUGAAGCAAACAGGAAGCAGGACCGCGCUCCGGUUCACCUGUGAGACUCUCGUCCCGCCCGGAGAGAGAGAGAGAGAGAGAGAGAGACAGAGAGACAGAGAGAGAGAGAGACAGAGAGAGAGAGAGAGAGCGCUCCUCUCCUCUCCGCCGCGGCUGCGUCUUGUCACUCUCGCACUUCUUUUUCAAAUGAUUUCUCAUCGCGGAACUUCUUCUCUGUGGGGGAACACAUCCCAUGUAACUUCCAGCUGUACACACGUCCGCCCGGCUCCUUCUCCUUCGUCGACGACCUCGAAGCGGACAAUGACUAACUAACGAUGCAGUGUCCCAGAAGCUGUGCAGACGCCCCCAGCGAGGAGCAGCGGCACAGGGAAUAAGAGAAUUCAGGAAAGCGCAGGUCCCUAUGGUUGAGGUGGUGUGCGGUGCCCCUUGCCAUGCCUCCUGCCAUGACAGACCUCCUGGACAUAUGGGCGGCCCACUCGCCCCUGGCCGGACACGCUCCCGACCAGAUCCCUGUGGACUUUCUGCUGCCCACCGGUAUCUACAUCCAGAUGGAUGUUCCUCGUGAGGCCACCAUUCAGCACAUCAAACUGCUCUUAUGGAAGCAGGCUCAGACGCUGCCGUUCUUCGCCGCCCUGGGCGACAUGGAGAGCCACAUGUUCGAGUGCGUCAACCAGGCGGCCGUGCACGAAGAGCUGGAGGACGAGACCCGCCGGCUGUGCGACGUCCGCCCCUUCCUGCCGGUGAUGAAGCUGGUGAUGCGCAACUGCGGCCGAGCAGAGCGUCUGCUGGACUCCAAGAUCGGCGUGCUCAUUGGCAAGGGCCUCCACGAACUCGAUGCCAUGAACGACCAGGAGGUGAAGGAUUUUCGCAGCAAGACGUUUCGCAUCAGCGAGGAGAGGAUGCAGGGAGUCCAGAUGAUGACGUGCACCGAGUGGCUGCAGUCCUGCUUCUCCCCGCAGCUGGAGCCUGAUGUGGCCGACGGAGCCGCCGACUGGUCGGCCGACCUGAAAGUCAUCAUCCACUUCGAUCAGUCUCAGGACUCGGCCAGUCUGAAGGUGCCGUCGUCCUGCACCACCACGGAGCUGAUGGAGCUGGCCGUGAGGAAGUGGCUCACCACCCACGGCCCCGAGGAGGAGGCGUGGAGGAGCCAAUACGUACUGAGGCUCAGCCAGUGUCUGGAGUUCCUCUGUGGAAACCACCCACUGAUUCAGUACAAGUAUAUCCGCACGUGCGUGCAGGCCAAGGAGUCUCCCCACCUCACCCUGGUCCACAACAGCACCGUCAAAGCCCUGUUCGACAAGGAACUCUCUACCAUCGGAGCUGUGGUCAGCCGCAAGUCCUCCAACCCACCUUUACCACUACCUCCGAAGAGAAGGGUUCCUACGCAAGUACAGACGUGUGUGUGGGACAUGUCGAGCCCAUUCAAGAUCGUCCUGGUGAAUGCCAGCAAGGUGAACGCAGAGGAGACUGCCAAGGUCCAGGUGAGAGCGGGGCUGUUCCACGGCACAGAGGUCCUGUGCAAGACGGCGGUGAGCAGCGAGAGCAGCGGGCGUUCGGACCACACGUGGAAGGAGAGCACGCUGGAGUUUGACAUCCCCGUCUCUGACCUGCCGCGCAUGACCCGCCUCUGCUUCGCCAUCUACGCCAUCAUGGACAAGGUCAAGAAGCAGAAGUCGACCAAAAACACGCACAUAAACAAGUACCAGACCAUCCGCAAAGCGGGGAAAGUGCACUACCCCAUAGCUUGGGUCAACACAAUGGUGUUUGACUACAAAGGCCAACUGAAGACCGGAGAUAUCAACCUGCACUGCUGGUCUUCCUUUCCUGAUGAACUUGAAGAGAUGCUGAACCCCAUAGGAACCAUUCAGACCAACCCAUACACGGAGAACGCCACCGCGCUGUACAUCCACUUCCCAGAGUACUCGUCGCACCCCGUCAUCUUCCCUCCCUUCGACAAGAUAUUGGAAAAAGCUGCAGAGAUUGCCGGAGCGAGCGACUGUUUUCCCGCGGGCCGCGGCGGUAAGAAGUUCCACAUCGAGCUGAAGGAGAUCAUGGAGCGUGACCCGCUCUCCCAGCUGUGCGAGAACGAGAAGGACUUGAUCUGGACACUACGCUGGGACUGCCUAGUGAAUUUCCCUCAGUCGCUGCCCAAGCUGCUACUCUCCGUCAAGUGGAGCAAACACGAGGACAUGGCCCAGCUGCAGGCACUCCUUCAGAUGUGGCCCAAACUGAGUCCCAGAGACGCUCUGGAGCUUCUGGACUUCAACUACCCCGACCAGUAUGUCAGAGAAUAUGCUGUGCGCUGUCUGCGAGAUAUGAGUGACGAGGAGCUGUCGCAGUACCUGCUACAGUUGGUGCAGGUGUUGCGUUAUGAGCCGUACUAUGACUGUGCCCUCACCCACUUCCUGCUGGAGCGUGCGCAGGGGAACCGCAAGAUAGGACACUUCCUCUUCUGGCACCUGCGGUCGGAGAUCCACAUGCCGGCAGUGUCAGUGCAGUUUGCCCUCAUCCUGGAAGCCUACUGCAGAGGCAGCAUCCCUCAUAUUGAGGUUCUAAAGAAGCAGGUGGAAGCCCUGAGCAAACUUAAGUCGGUCAAUGAGCUAAUAAAGCUGGGACCCACCAAAAACGCUCGCAGUAAGACGAAGGACGCCAUGUUGACCAAGGAGGCCAUGAUGACUUGUCUGAGGCAGAGCGGCUACUCUGAGACUCUGUCGGACCUGCACUCCCCUCUGAACCCCAGUGUGCUGCUGUCGGGCAUCAAUGUGGAGCGGUGUCGGUACAUGGACUCGAAGAUGAAGCCGCUCUGGAUUGUUUACAACAACAAGUUGUUGGGGGGAGACACCCUGGGCAUCAUCUUCAAGAACGGAGACGACCUGAGACAAGACAUGUUGACGCUGCAGAUUUUGAGGUUGAUGGAUCUGCUGUGGAAGGAGGCGAAUCUGGACCUCAGAAUCGUGCCGUAUGGUUGCCUAGCGACGGGCGACCGGUCCGGGCUGAUCGAGGUCGUUUCCUCGGCGGACACGAUCGCCAACAUCCAGCUGACCAGCAGCAACGUGGCCGCGGCCGCGGCCUUCAACAAGGACGCGUUGCUCAACUGGCUGAAGGAGAGAAAUACUGGCGAUGCUCUUGAACGGGCCAUCGAGGAGUUCACUCUGUCAUGUGCAGGCUACUGUGUAGCCACCUACGUCCUGGGCAUCGGAGACCGCCACAGUGACAACAUCAUGGUCCGCAGCACUGGACAGCUCUUCCACAUAGACUUUGGCCACAUCCUGGGCAACUUCAAGUCCAAGUUUGGCAUCAAGAGGGAGCGCGUGCCGUUCAUCCUCACACACGACUUCAUCCACGUCAUACAGCAGGGCAAGACGGGAUACACAGAGAAGUUUGGCAGUUUCCGUCAGUACUGUGAGGAGGCCUAUCUAAUCCUGAGGAAGAACGGGAACCUCUUCAUCACUCUGUUUGCCCUCAUGUUGACUGCUGGACUGCCUGAGCUCACCUCGGUCAAAGACAUCCAGUACCUAAAGGAUUCGCUGGCUCUGGGUAAAACGGACGAAGAGGCGCUCAAGCAGUUUCGCCAGAAGUUCGACGAGGCCCUGAGGGAGAGCUGGACAACCAAAGUCAACUGGAUGGCUCACAAUGUGGCCAAAGACAACCGGUCCUAGAGCAGCCACAGUACUACCCCCCCUGAGAGGGUGACGGGGGUUCAGGGGCCAAGAAGGGACACGGUGACAAAGAGUGUGUGAGUGUGGAGGGAGGCAGAGGAAAUGUGACCAUGGAGACAGGGGCCACAUAUAUUUAAAGAAGGGAAUCUAGCAGAAUAUCCCAAACAUGAGCAGAUUCACCACACUGUACAUACGGAGUAACGCUACUCUCAAGGGACUGGUCAGAUACCCUGCACCUUUACUUACUGCACCCCUCCUUCACCUUGCAUCACUCUGGUUCGGUGCCUCCGGAAAAGAAAAGAAAUCCAAAUUGACGGCACAUUUUGCACAGGCACAACAGCCGAUGGAGUGCGCGGCCAAAGGAAGGGAACUGAAGCACCCACUCUGCCCACACUAAAGACGAACGUGUCCCCUACAGAGCGGAGCGACGACAAAAAAAUCAUAUCUCGGAGAGUGGUGGGAUUUUCUUUCACACGGACUCUGGAAUCUCUUCUUGCAUGGUGACAUGGUGUGACCACGCCUGCCGCCCCCGGACUGUUUUAAGUACAGUGGAGAUAACAGAUGGGUGUGUUGGAAAGGGGCGGAAGACAAAAGACAAAAAACAAACCCCUUGUCUUAAACCGAUGUGCACAACGCCCGCAGGAAGUGCAUCUUAACGGUCUCGCCGCCUCGAAAUGUGCCUCCAGACUGCGAGAAGAUUGUAUUUUUUUAUUGUUUCUGUUUGCCAAUUUAAGAAUUUAUCCCGAGACGUCUACGUGCCAGACUUCUUCACAAGCCCACAAAAAAGAAACGCUUGUGUGAGGGAAAUAAAAUUAAAAAUUAAAAAAAAGAUUGAUUAGAGAGAAGCAGAAGAAAAGACGCCUUGAGCCUUUUGAUCCACUGUCUGAAUCUCAGUUCACGUGGAUCAUUCAACACUGGAAUGUCUUUGUUUUUUUAGAAAGACCUUUAUUUCAAAUUGUAUCGUUAGAUUCCUUAAAUCCGAAAUUUGUCUCUUUCAAAUGUAUUCACAUCAGAGCAAUAUUGGACAACGGCGUGAUCACCUGCGAGUUAUCACUUCCCCCACAAGAGCGUGUCCAGCCUUUUAAAGCGCCCGCCCCCAAACCAAGACGAGUAAACGCCCUGAGAAAUAACUGAUGCUUUUAACACGUUAGGACCAAAAUGUUUUAGCGUUUGUAUGUGUUUAAACUUGUGGUUUUUUUAAUGAUCUGCUUCUGAAUUGAAUGUGCAAACGUGCCGCUCUUUUUUUUUUUUUUUUAAGUAUUCGUUUUUAUACGAGCAGGUGUUUGGGCGGGGGUCUGGGGCCUGUGUGUGGCGGGGGUUUCUCAGUAGGGACAAUACACUGCAAUGCAAAGCUACUUCCCUGUUUCCUCGUACGGUGUUUGAUUUAUUUUCUUCUUUUUUUUGUGCAAUAUCCGAGUAUAUGAACCAUAUGUUAUUAUAUUAAACCUUGAGCACAGGCUGAAGCCUGUACUGGUUUCGUCGGUCGGUGUACGUGCGAUGCAGCCGACUGUUUCGAACCGCUCGCCUUCAAAUGUCUCAGACACUGGAUAUUGUCAAAUGUAUAGGCUUUUUUUUUUUCUUUUCUUUUUUUUGCUGUAUUUUGUUUUCAUAGGAGUUUUAUUAAAGUUAUUUUCCACUUGG
Messenger RNA from Scophthalmus maximus (turbot), 5376 nucleotides. RefSeq names its product phosphatidylinositol-4,5-bisphosphate 3-kinase, catalytic subunit beta (gene pik3cb). Gene Ontology annotation, biological process: phosphatidylinositol 3-kinase/protein kinase B signal transduction; phosphatidylinositol-3-phosphate biosynthetic process; phosphatidylinositol-mediated signaling. Gene Ontology annotation, cellular component: phosphatidylinositol 3-kinase complex; cytoplasm; plasma membrane. NCBI's taxonomy places the organism in Eukaryota, Metazoa, Chordata, Actinopteri, Pleuronectiformes, Scophthalmidae. Gene Ontology annotation, molecular function: 1-phosphatidylinositol-3-kinase activity; 1-phosphatidylinositol-4-phosphate 3-kinase activity. The coding region runs from base 508 to 3735 and encodes 1075 amino acids. The record is from RefSeq and is a predicted model, not a curated record. The transcript has 24 exons.